Rotaria sp. Silwood1 is the source of this 2475-nucleotide messenger RNA. The record is from the annotation of a GenBank genome assembly. Lineage: Eukaryota; Metazoa; Rotifera; Eurotatoria; Philodinida; Philodinidae.
AUGAAAGAUGCCUCAUUUUCUUGGAAAGAUAUUCCCUCUUUGUUUUCUCUCAAUCUCAAAAUAGUAAACGGUAACUUGGUUGGAGUGAAAGGUGCCAUCGGUGCUGGUAAGUCGACCUUACUAGCUGCCAUUCUCGGUGAGAUCAAUCUUGUCAGUGGAAAACUACAAUUAUGUGUUGAUUCUAUUUCGUACGCUCCACAAGCUGCGUGGAUAUUUGCAGACACUAUUCGAGCUAAUAUUCUUCUUGGCAAGCCAAUGAAUGAAGAACGUUACAAGAAUGUAAUUAAAGCAUGCUGUCUUGACAUCGACCUACAAAAUUUCGGUGAUGUUGGUGAUUUAUUGAUGAUUGGCGAUAGAGGUAUCAAUUUGAGUGGAGGACAAAAAGCUCGAAUAUCACUCGCUCGUGCUCUUUAUGCUGAUGCUGACUUAUAUUUACUCGAUGAUCCACUUGCAGCUGUUGAUCCAAAGGUGGCAAAGAGAAUUUUUGAUCAAUGCAUCGGUCCUCGUAGUCUCCUUCGUGGAAAGACUCGAAUAUUAGUUACACAUCAGACACAUUUCUUAGUUGAAUCAGAUCAACUUAUUCUCUUGACUAACGGUCACAUCGAUGAAUUAGAUAUUGAACAACGACCUGCAAUUGAGUCAUCGAAUGAUAUAUCCGAAACAGAUUCAUAUAACGACAAGGAGACGUAUUGGACACUUAAUACUGCACCAGCUGAUAUGAGCUCGAUUGUAAAGAGUGAAACAUCAGUUGACGGUACCACCAAAUGGAGUGUUUGGCUACAAUUGUUCACUUCAUCACCUUUACGUUGUUUUGGUUUUUUUCUUAUGAUAAUUUUGAUGCUUGGUAACGAAGCUCUGUACGAUUUUACAAAUACGUGGCUCUCUGUGUGGUCUGGUAAAGAUGAAACUGAACAACGAUCAUCAUUUUAUGCUUACGUCUAUCUUGGAGUUAUAGUUUCUACGUUGAUUGUUGCAGUAAUACGUAUUAGUUAUAUAUUCUAUAUCAUGUUGUGUGGUUCGACCUAUUUUCACAAUCGAAUGCUCAAAGGUAUCUUGUACACUUCGUUGCGUUUCUUUGAAAGUAAUCCAAGUGGAAGAAUAUUGAAUCGAGCAAGCAAAGAUCAACAAGUCUUAGAUGAAUCGUUAACUCUUGCUUUAAUUGAUACUAUGCAAUAUCUUCUAAUGACUCUCGGCGCUCUCACAGUCAUUGGAAUAGCCAAUCCAUGGGUGCUUCUAGUUCUCAUCCCUUCGAUUCCCACAGUUUUGUGGCUUCGCAGAUUUUAUAUGCGUUCGAGUCUUCAACUCAAACGACUCGAAAGUAUAACACGUAGUCCAAUUUAUGCAUUGUUCUCAUCGUCAUUAGAUGGACUCACUAGUAUUCGUGCGUUUAAUGUUCAAGAUGACUUUUUGAAUAUGUUCAUGGAAAGAAUCGAUACCAAUUCACGAUCUUACUUUAUUCUCUUUGCAGCUGCACGUUGGUUCGGUUUACGGCUCGAUCUUAUUACAUUUGUAGUCACUUUAGUUACUGCUAUUCUUGCAGUAGCAUUGCGUCAUCAAAUAGAUCCAUCAUCAGCAGCACUCAGUAUCAGCUAUUGUAUCACUUUAAUAGGUCUGUUUCAAUGGGCAAUACGACAAUCAGCUGAAGCUGAAAAUUUCAUGACCAGUGCAGAACGCAUUCAUGAAUAUGGUCAACUAGUACCAGAAAGCUAUCAGAACAGUCAUGAAAACGGUGUACACAUUCAACCACCAGAUGAUUGGCCUUCACGUGGUAUCAUCGAAUUUAAAGACUAUACUCUUCGCUAUCGACCAGAACUCGAUCCUGUGCUCAAAAACCUUAAUCUACGAAUUGAAUCCAAGGAAAAGAUUGGAAUUAUUGGUCGGACAGGUGCCGGAAAAUCAUCACUUCUUCAAGCUCUCUUUCGACUUGUAGAUCAGUCAGCAAUCGACGGAACUAUUCUCGUCGAUGACAUCGAUAUUGGACGUCUGUCACUUGAUCAUCUUCGUUCUCAUCUAAGUGUUAUUCCACAAGUACCGAUACUAUUUUGUGGCACACUCCGAUAUAAUAUUGAUCCAUUCGAACAAUUCUCAGAUGAAGAAUGUUUCGCAGCACUUGAAGCUGUUCAGCUCAAAAAAUUGGUGCGUAAUCAUCCAGAUGGACUUCAUCUGUUAAUAACUGAGUCUGGUACUAAUUUGAGUGCUGGUGAACGCCAACUGGUUUGUGUAGCUCGAGCCAUUCUAAAGAGGAGUCACAUAUUGCUUGUUGAUGAGGCUACAGCAAAUGUUGAUCAUACGACCGAUAGAAUGCUUCAAGAAGUGAUUGCUGACAAGUUUCGUGAUCGUACCAUAUUAACAAUUGCACAUCGAUUGAAUACAGUAGCCAAUAGUAAUCGUAUUCUAAUGUUGCAAAAGGGAGAAGUAGUCUAUUUCGAUGUUCCCAAUAAUAUCGAUUUAUUUCAAAGUGAUGCACAAAAUUAA